UUUAAUGGCUUAGAGAACAAAUCCGCGAUAUCUCUGAGAAAAAAUUCAAAAUUUCGCAUCACACGUAGCAGCAUUUGAUAAGACGGUAUCAAGAACAGCUCGAGACGUUCUGUGUGGCACGAGAAACGAUCAAAUUUCGUUCUUUUGCUGGAGAUUUCCGUGUGAAAUGGGCUUUGUUUACAUCCGUGGCUCGAAUUAAGGUGAAAAGUUAGACGCAAAUUAUCAAAAAUGAAUCAAAAACCCCUGACAAUCGCCUCGCUGAACCAAACAGACGACAGCUUCGACUUCCUUUUCAAAGUUGUGCUCAUCGGGGAUUGUGGCACAGGCAAAACUUGCAUCGUUCAACGUUUCAAGAACGGCAACUGGAUCGAGAAGCACAACAACACAAUUGGCGUCGAUUUUUCGAUAAAAACGAUCGCAGUCGAUGGGAAACGCGUCAAACUCCAAAUUUGGGACACCGCAGGCCAGGAACGUUUCCGCACAAUUACCCAAAGUUAUUAUCGGUCCGCGAAUGGCGUUAUUAUCGUUUACGAUAUCACGAAGCGUCAGUCGUACGUGAACCUUCAACGAUGGAUUGACGAGGUACGACGAUACACAGCGUCAAAUGUCAUUCUCGCUCUCGUCGGAAAUAAAUGCGAUUUAGAGGCAGAACGACAAGUUGAUCCAGCGGAAGUGACGUCGAUGUGCGAAUUAAUCCCGGAGAUCAUGUUUUCGAUUGAAACCUCGGCCAAGGACAAUACGAACAUCGAAAAUGUGUUUCAGAAUUUGGCGAAGGAGCUGAAGAUGCGAAAUGACAAAACGCCCGCCGAUGGAGCCGAAAACGGGAUUCGAUUGGGCGAAGGCAGAUCCAUUGGCGGAAACAGCAAAUGCGGCAAUUUCUGCGGAUCUGGAGGCAAAUCGAGGAAUCAACAGGAAAAUAAUUCGCCAAGUAGUUCGUAAAUUUUGAAAAUUUUUUCGUGUUUGUUAGAAAAAAGUAACUUAUGUGUCACAAAAAAGAAAACGAAUGGUGCCUUAAAGACAAAAAAAAAAAAAUACCGACCGAAAGUACGUACGAGAAAGCUGAAUUAUGUAUUAGGAGCCCUCCAUAUUUAGAAAAAAAAUUUUUUUUCGACUUUUUAAAUUUUUUUAACGCACAUUCGAUAGAAAGUCUCUCUAUCUACCAUUUUUGUGUUUCUUUAAUUUGUGAAUGUCUUUUUUUUUAAGUAAAAUGACUUUUGCCAAGACUUUUUAUUACUUUAACAAAAUAUUUUUUUAAGACUAAGAAAAAAAAUCCAAUGAAAAAGUAGGAAAUACCCUAAAUAAUGAUCAAAAUAUACUAAAACUUAAUAAAGGAGAUAUUAAAAUAAAUAUUAAAACUUAAAUUAUGUUAGAAAUGUAGAUGUUAGUGAAUGAAAAA
This is a messenger RNA of Culicoides brevitarsis, 1396 nucleotides long. RefSeq names its product ras-related protein Rab-43 (gene Rab19). Lineage: Eukaryota; Metazoa; Arthropoda; Insecta; Diptera; Ceratopogonidae. Gene Ontology annotation, molecular function: GTP binding; GTPase activity. Bases 229 to 939 code for a protein of 236 amino acids. The record is from RefSeq and is a predicted model, not a curated record. The transcript has 2 exons. Gene Ontology annotation, biological process: vesicle-mediated transport. Gene Ontology annotation, cellular component: trans-Golgi network; Golgi cisterna.